This is a messenger RNA of Kalmanozyma brasiliensis GHG001, 1773 nucleotides long. Its product is annotated as L-lysine 6-monooxygenase/L-ornithine 5-monooxygenase. The record is from RefSeq and is a predicted model, not a curated record. Lineage: Eukaryota; Fungi; Basidiomycota; Ustilaginomycetes; Ustilaginales. The transcript is spliced from 2 exons. Gene Ontology annotation, biological process: intracellular iron ion homeostasis. Bases 1 to 1773 code for a protein of 590 amino acids.
AUGAACGGGGUAUCUGGCACGCACACGAUCCGCAAAGCGGACAUCUAUGACCUGCUCGGUAUCGGAUACGGACCUGCGCACCUGGCGCUCUCCAUCUCGCUCCGCGAAUCCGCCGAGGUCGCCGAGACUCACUUCAAGUACCACUUUCUGGAGCAACGCUCGCACUUUGCCUGGCACCCAUCGCUCCUUCUCCCCGGCUCCCAGCUCCAAGUCUCACCGCUGAAGGACCUCGUGACGCUGCGCGAUCCCACGUCGACGUAUAGCUUCUACAACUACCUCCACUCGCACGGGCGGCUGGCACGCUAUAUCAACAAGGAGCAGGGUGUUCCGAGUCGAAGGGAGUGGACGUCCUACCUGGCUUGGGCGGCGAGGAGGAUGAACGAGGCAGUCAGUUAUGGUCAGAACGUUGUUUCCAUCGACGCGUUUACCAUCGCAACCGGAGCGGAAGAGGGGAAGCAGGACAGCGUGGCGCUUCGACCUACGGGUGAGGAAGAUGCGCUGUGUCUCUACCGCGUCCGCACUCGGGACGAUGCUACUGGAGAGACGGUCACACGCUAUGCAAGGAACAUCAGCGUUGCCGUGGGCGGCGUGCCUCGGCUUCCACCUGCGUUUGACGCUGCUUGGGCGGCGCAGACGUCCCAAAAGGAGGUCAAGCGCAUCGUUCACAGCGGCUUCUAUCUUCCGAGCUUGCAGACACUCGAGCCGGUGCUGCACGAGACCGCCGCCUGUCGUGGCAACGAGAACCGACUCCACCUCGCCGUCAUCGGUGCCGGCCAAUCGAGCACGGAAAUGCUCAUGAACCUCCACGCGCGCUUCCCAACAGCGGUGGUCACCAUGAUCUUCCGCGCCUCGGCCCUGGUGCCAUCCGACGACACGGGUUUCAUCAAUUCCGCUGCUUUCGACCCGGAGAGGACGGACGAGUUCUGGGCCGCUAACGAGGCCCAACGUCGUCGCUGGCUGGUCGAGUUCAAACGCACCAAUUACAGUGUCGUCAGGACGGAUCUGCUCAACGAACUGCACGAUACAAUGUACGACAAGUACGAGGUGAGCCUGCCGGAGGAGCUGCAGGAUCCCAGCGAACGAGAGGCGGGCAGGAUGGAGAUGCGUCGCUGCACCGAUGUGGACGAGGUGACGCUCGUGCAGGACGGCGUGGAGUUGGUGUUGCGGGACAACCUCAAGAAUGGGCGUUUGGAGACGAUCAAGUUCGACGCGGUCUUUGUUGGUACGGGUUUCAUCAGGAGUCCUGCCAAGAUGCCCUUCCUCGACGGACUCAAACCGUUCUACCCCGCCCUAGAGGAUGGUUGGACCGCGCGCGACACGCUAUCCGCCGAAGCCGAGGUCGCUGCAUCCAUCGACACCGAGGACGAAGAAGUGAUCGAGCGGAAGAGGGAGAACCUUCGAGGCAUCACCCGGGACUACCGCCUCGUCCCCGGUGUUGCCAUGCGCACCACCCCGCGCAGCGGCAAGUCGUCCCCAGGUAGCGAAACCAGCAGCACCAGCUCCCAACAGACCCUAGCGACCGAAGGAGCAACAAAGCCCGAGGCAAGCCUCUACGUGCUCGGUGGAAACGAAGCUACGCAUGGGCUCAGCGAUAGUUUGCUCAGCAUCGUCGCGCACAGGGCGGGAGAAUUGACCACCAGUCUGCUGCACAGGCUGCCAAGGUCAAGGAGAGGCGUCGAGUCGGAGCAAAGGACGGAGGCGCACAGGACUACAGGCGCGAAUGAGGUCGGACAGAAGUUGGCCGCGUUGAGUGGGUUGGGUGUCAAUGCGUAG